AUGAUCUAUUAAAUUAUCAAUAUAUUAAACAAUGCUAAUUUAGAAAAUUGUUUAUUUAUGUUUAAAGAUUUGAAGUGUAUAUUCUAAAAAUAAAAGCAUUAUGUUAUUCCAAAUAAGAAUAUCAAUAGUGUAUUUAGAAUGCAUAUUGCUAUUUUUUCAUUUUAAUUCAUAUUCAAUGAAAAAUUUGCAGAAAUUAUUUAAAAAGGAAUCAAAAACAAUCGAUCAUAAUUACUUAAUAAUAAGCGAAAGAAUAUGGCAGUAUUGGCUUUCAAAUUAAAAUAAAAGGUAAACAAUAAAAUUAUGGCAAAUAAUGCUAUGUUACAUAUUGUAACGAAAUAAGGGCUCAACUCUCUUAAAAUUGAAUUGAAAAUAAAAGUUAAUAUUGGUAUUUCAGAAUCGCAAAUUUAAGAUGCAAUCAUAAAAAGUUCAAUUAAGUAAAUUGGAAUGAUAAAGUAUUGA
Molecule: messenger RNA, 459 nt
Organism: Paramecium pentaurelia
Lineage: Eukaryota; Ciliophora; Oligohymenophorea; Peniculida; Parameciidae
Source: the annotation of a GenBank genome assembly